AGUAAGUUGGUGCAUAUGGUAUUAAUUAGUGCUAUUAAGCAUGCUUGUGCUUAGCAUCAAUUAUUAAUUAUUAUUAAUUGCCCAUGAUUGGUGCGGUGGUUUAUCACUGUAGGUUACCUGCAAUGGUGCUCCUCUACUCAGCUCUCCAAACAUGGCAGCUUCAAGAAUUACAAAGAAAAUUAUGGAUGUCAUAAAGAGCAAGGAAACCAGGGAUUAUUUUAUGAGCACCCAUUUUUGGGGGCCUGUGGCCAACUGGGGCAUUCCGCUGGCAGCACUAGCCGACAUCAAGAAAGACCCGGAAAUCAUAUCGGGAAAAAUGACGUUUGCACUGACGUGCUACAGCGCCGUGUUCAUGCGCUUUGCUUGGAUGGUGCAGCCGCGCAACCUCCUGCUGUUCGCCUGCCACUUCACCAACGAGUGCGCUCAACUGACCCAGCUGGGCCGCUUUAUCAACUACGAGUAUCUGGGCGGUCGCGCCCGGCGGCUGGCGGCGAAGGCAGAGGAGGAGGCCGCGGCCGGCCCGGUGUCGGAGACCCCGGCCGCGGAGAGCGACCCGGCACCGGUCGCCGCCGCCGCUCCAGUCGUGCCCGAGUCCAAGGACAAGGUGAUAUUCGUCGGACAGAAAUAGUCUUCCAGCCGACCGGUUAGGCCUGAAUAACGAAUGCUAACGAUAUGCGUCUGCUCACCAUGGGCGGGUGGCGGGUUACCACUGGUUGGGAGCCCUCCCGUGGUGACGGGGUAGUGGGCCAUGGUGCCGACUGAUUCGGUCGUUCCACGUAGGGUCGCACAGUUGGGGCGCUGUGUCGGUGUGUGUGUGAGAGAGGUGGGGAGGGGCGGGGUUGUAAGGUCCGGUGUCUGCUCGAUGGGUACAGAGCGGCCACUGGCUGCAGGUGCCGGGCGCAGUGAGCCACAGCUGCUGGCCGUUUCUGACGCUCGGACUCGGCGCACACUGCCCGUCCGCUCCCGUCAGGGACGGCCGACCGGCACCCCGGCGACACGGGAGUCAAACGGUGAUCAGGGCGAAUUGAUGUCGAAAGAGUGAAUCGCAGUCGAUCCGUGUGAAUUGUCAAUUUUUUUCGUGAAAGUUCGUUGUCAUGCCAUUAUAAGACGAUGCUUGUUGGAAAGAUGUCGAAUAUUGGCCUUGUUAUCAGAUGGCAUUGACUUUUGUCCGUGUCUACUGACUUACAUCCUUUUGGUGCCCGUUUUGCUGCCGUGUGUUAGUGAUAUUGGCCGUUUUGAGCCGAUGGCCACUGUUCCACUUGUGAGAUCAGGUUGGAUUGAUUUUGGACACCCCAUGUGAAGUUUGGCAUUUGUCGUGCGCACCACUUUUAUAUUGACACGUUGUGUCGUGCCGACGAUGGUUUCGACUUUCGAGCCGCUACUGUUGAAUGGACAACUUGUGACCGUGAUCGAAAGGCGAAUGACUGGUGGAUUUUGCCAUGUAUUUGGUGCAAUAGACUGUGUAUUCCGUCGCCGGUUAAAUACAGGUACUUGCAGAU
Messenger RNA from Amphibalanus amphitrite, 1499 nucleotides. RefSeq names its product mitochondrial pyruvate carrier 1-like. The record is from RefSeq and is a predicted model, not a curated record. Gene Ontology annotation, cellular component: mitochondrial inner membrane. Gene Ontology annotation, biological process: pyruvate import into mitochondria. Bases 152 to 628 code for a protein of 158 amino acids. NCBI's taxonomy places the organism in Eukaryota, Metazoa, Arthropoda, Thecostraca, Balanomorpha, Balanidae. The transcript is spliced from 5 exons.